Messenger RNA from Emiliania huxleyi CCMP1516, 795 nucleotides. RefSeq lists its product as hypothetical. The transcript has a single exon. Lineage: Eukaryota; Haptophyta; Isochrysidales; Noelaerhabdaceae. The record is from RefSeq and is a predicted model, not a curated record. Bases 36 to 785 code for a protein of 249 amino acids.
CUUCACGCCCCUCCUCCAGGUGAUGCUUCAUCGGCAUGCUGCGCGCCCUGCUGCUGUGGCUUCCUUUUGUGCGGGCAGACUCGAUGUCCACUGCCCUCGCGCUCCUCCACCAACCCGGCGUAGUGGUUGACGUGGGUGCAAACGGCGGGCAGCAGACUCGAGCCGCGCUGGACGCCGGUCACACCGUCUUUGCCUUUGAGUGCUUGCCGUCAGCAUACGAGGUCGUGCGCAAGAUGUUUGAGCACAACCUGCAGGCGCACGUGAUCAAUGCGUGCGUCUCAAAUCAGACGGGCUUGGGCACGCUGCACCUCGCGGGCUCAUCGUCGUCUCUGUUUGCGGAGAACUUGGAGAACCCGCAGGAGCAGCGCAAGGCGCAGCGGGAGGCCCGCAAAUCGGUGAGGGUGGUCCGCGUGCCCCUUGACGAGCUCAUCGACAGGUCGGCUGGUCCCAUCUCGCUGAUCAAAGUCGACGUGCAGGGCGCUGAGUACGAGGUGUUCAGCGGAGCCCAGCGCCUUCUCCGGCGUGACCUCCCCGUCGUGCUGUACGAGGAAUCCGACAGCAUGGGCGCGGUGGACCCGAAAAACUACCCGCGCGGCUUCCGGACAAGCGGCUCGGUGCGCAGUCUGCUCGCUGCCCUCGGCUACACGUGUCGCCCCGUCCGGGGGCGCGGAGCUGGCGAGGGCAUGUUCGACGUGCUUUGCGAGGCGCUGCGUUCCGAGGCCCCAGCAAGCGCACUUCUUACAGGCGCCAUAAAGGUCGCUCAACGCGCAGCGGCGCGUGGGUAAGGGUCGUUGG